GUUUGUUUUCGCUUCGGUUCUUCACAAUAUUCUUCCCUGAAGGAGAGAGAGGAGGCCGGAGAGGCUGAAUUAACGAGAAAUUUGUUGAGAAGACAAAACUGGAUUAUCCUUGUGAAACAGAAGAUUCAACGAUGGAGCCUGUCCAUAUUAAAGAGGAGAGUCCUGAACUAGAAUCAGUCCAUAUUAAAGAGGAGAGUCCUGUACUGGAAUCAGUCCAUAUUAAAGAGGAGAGUCCUGAACUAGAAUCAGUCCAUAUUAAAGAGGAGAGUCCUGUACUGGAAUCAGCCCAUAUUAAAGAGGAGAGUCCUGACCUAGAAUCAGCCUGUAUUAAAAGGGUUAUUCUCAAUUCUAACCCCUUAAGCAGCUUUCAGGACUCUCUUACCUGUGGUGACUGUGGGAAGUGUUUCAGUCAGUCAGGCACUUUGAAAAGACAUCAGAGAAUCCACACAGGCGAGAAGCCACAUCACUGUGAUGACUGUGGGAAGAGUUUCAGAGAGCCAAGGGACUUCCAAAUACACCAGCGAAUCCACACUGGAGAGAAACCGUAUACCUGUGCAGAGUGUGGGAAGAGUUUCACGCAGUCGCAAAGCCUGAAACGUCACCAGCAAACCCACACUGGAGAGAAACUACACAUCUGUGGUGACUGUGGGAACAGUUUCAGUCAGUUACAAAACCUGCAACUUCACCAGCGAAUCCACACUGGAGAGAAACCGCAUGUGUGUGGUGACUGUGGGAAGAGCUUCAGAGAUUUACAAAGCCUGAAACUUCACCAGCGAAUCCACACUGGAGAGAAACGAUAUGUCUGUGGUGACUGUGGGAAGAGAUUCAGCUGGUCAAGCACAUUGAAAAGACACGAGCGAAUCCACACAGGAGAGAAGCCGAAUGUCUGUGCCGACUGCGGGAAGAGUUUCACACGUUUACAAAACCUGAAACUUCACCAGCGAAUCCACUCUGGAAGAGAAACCGUAUACCUGUGCUGACUGUGGGAGGAGUCUCAGAGAUUUACAAAACCUGAAACUUCACCAGCGAAUCCACUCUGGAAGAGAAACCGUAUACCUGUGCUGACUGUGGGAGGAGUCUCAGAGAUUUACAAAACCUGAAACUUCACCAGCGAAUCCACUCUGGAGAGAAACGAUAUGUCUGUGGUGACUGUGGGAAGAGAUUCAGCUGGUCAAGCACAUUGAAAAGACACGAGCGAAUCCACUCUGGAAGAGAAACCGUAUACCUGUGCUGACUGUGGGAGGAGUCUCAGAGAUUUACAAAGCUUGAAACUUCACCAGAGAAUUCACACAGAAGGGAAACCAAGAUGUCGGUGGUGACUGUGGGAGGAGUUUCAGAUGGAUAUACAGCUUGAGAGGCACCAGCGAAUCCACACAGCAGAGAAACCCUCUCACCCAACCUUCUCCCAUAACACUCGAGAUCUGCUUCAAAGGACUGGAUAUUAGUAACAGAGGGUCGUAAAGAUUUGAAAUGGUUUCAGUUCAGAUUACCUGCCAGUCUGAUCUAAACAAACAGAGCUGAUUCUUAUCUGUUA
Molecule: messenger RNA, 1534 nt
Organism: Acipenser ruthenus (sterlet)
Lineage: Eukaryota; Metazoa; Chordata; Actinopteri; Acipenseriformes; Acipenseridae
Product: zinc finger protein 239-like
Exons: 2
Coding region: 132-980 (282 amino acids)
Biological process (GO): regulation of transcription by RNA polymerase II
Molecular function (GO): DNA-binding transcription factor activity, RNA polymerase II-specific; RNA polymerase II cis-regulatory region sequence-specific DNA binding
Source: RefSeq, a predicted model, not a curated record